Cucumis sativus (cucumber) is the source of this 1554-nucleotide messenger RNA. RefSeq names its product thaumatin-like protein 1. Gene Ontology annotation, cellular component: extracellular region. The record is from RefSeq and is a predicted model, not a curated record. NCBI's taxonomy places the organism in Eukaryota, Viridiplantae, Streptophyta, Magnoliopsida, Cucurbitales, Cucurbitaceae. Bases 336 to 1400 code for a protein of 354 amino acids. The transcript is spliced from 2 exons. Gene Ontology annotation, biological process: defense response.
AAAAACCCUAAAGUUGAUAACAUAUUGUGGUAAAAGUAGAGUUGCAAAAGAGAAUGAAACAUCAAUAAUGGAAUGAAGAAAAGGAAAACAAAAUACAGAUCAAGCCCCAACCCUUCUCCAUUAUCACCAUCAUUAUACUCUUCUUCUUCUUCUUCUUCCUCAUACUCUGUUUCUUUUCUCUCUCUUCCUCUCUCUGGUUUCUGCAGACAUUUUUGUCUUUUACUUCCACUCGAUCUCCUCUCAUAAUCUCACCCGCCAAAAAACCCUGCUCCAUCUUCCUCUCUUUACCAAAUAUCCACAAACAAGAACCACACUCACCCAUCUGCUUCAUUUCCAUGGCUUCCUCUGCCCCGCAUUUCAUCUCUCUCAUUUUCACACUCCUCCUCUUACUCCCCACUUCCCGAGCCGCCACAUUCACCUUCGUCAACAGAUGUGAUUUCACCGUCUGGCCCGGCAUUCUCGCCAAUGCCGGCAACCCCACUCUCGGCACCACCGGUUUCGAACUCCCCAAAGACACUUCCCGUUCUUUCCUUGCCCCCACUGGCUGGUCUGGCCGUUUCUGGGGCAGAACCUCCUGUAACUUCGACGGAUCCACUUCUGGAUCCUGCCUUACCGGUGACUGCGGCUCCGGCCAACUCGAAUGCAAUGGCGCCGGAGCAGCCCCACCAGCAACUCUCGCCGAGUUCACUCUCGGAGCCGGCGGGAUGGAUUUUUACGAUGUCAGUCUAGUUGAUGGCUAUAACCUACCCAUGAUCGUUGAAGGAACUGGUGGGUCGGGUCAGUGCGCUACCACGGGUUGCUCCACGGAUCUGAACCGUCAAUGUCCGCCGGAGUUGAGGGUCGGCGAAGGAGAUGCGUGCAAGAGCGCGUGUGAAGCGUUUGGGACUGCAGAGUACUGUUGCAGCGGCGCGUACGGUUCACCCAACUCUUGUAAACCGUCGGUGUACUCAGAAAUGUUUAAAGCUGCUUGUCCUAAAUCGUAUAGCUACGCUUACGAUGAUGCUACGAGUACAUUCACUUGUACCGGUGCCGAUUACACCAUUACAUUUUGCCCUUCUUCUCCAAGCCAAAAAUCAUCAAGUUUCCCUACUCCAACAACCCCAGAUACAACAUCACAAGGUUACGGAUCUGAAACGGGGAUAGAGUCGGAGUCAGGAUCGGGAUCGGGAUCAGGAUCAGAGUAUGGGAUGGGUUAUUCAGGAGCAUCUGGAACUGAUAUGUUAGGGAGAGGUGCUAGUACGGGAUCGGAGUCGGGGUCAGGAUCUGGGGAAGCUAUGCUAGCAGAUGGGUCAUGGUUGGCUGGUUUGGCUAUGGGAGAUUCAGCUAGAGCAGUUUCUCUUCCAUCCAUUAUAUUGUUUUUAGUAACAUUUUUAGUCAUUUUGAGUUCUCUUUUCUUGUAGCCUUCUUCAGUUUCCUCUCAACUUAUGGAUUCAGCUUUGUUAUGUGAAAUUGAGUAAGGAAAGGAUCUUCCCCCAGAUUGUAAAAUGCCAUCUUCUUGAACGAUUCAUUUUCUAUUUAGUUUUUGGAAGUGUUUUAGUUCAAGUGUUCUUUUUA